AUGACUGAUAAUCAUAAAGGUUGGCACGAGAAGUUGCCUUAUGCUUUACUGGGAUACCGUACUACAGCCAGAACUUUAACAGGAGCAACUCCAUACUUGUCGGUCCAUAGAACUAAAGCAGUCAUACCUGCUGAAGUUGCGAUACCUUCCCUGAGAAUCAUUCAAAAAGCAGAAUUAGACAAUACUGAAUGGGUCCGAGCUCGAUAUGAGAAAUUGGCUUUAAUUGACGAGAAAAAGGAUAGUUGCCAUAUGUCACGACUAGCUGUACCGCAAAGGAUGUCAAGAGGCUUCGACAAGCGAAUCAGGACCAGAUUUUUUCAGAUUGGGAAAAUGGUGCUCAAAAGAUUUUUUCCACAUCAAGAUGAAUACAAAGGGAAGUUUUCUCCCAACUGGCAAGGUCCCUAUGUGUUCUGCAAAGUACUCUCCGAAGGAAUGGUAGUAUUGGCAGAAAUGGACGGACAAGAGUGGCCGAAGCCAAUCAACUUAGAUGCAAUUAAGCGCUACUACAUAUAA
Molecule: messenger RNA, 513 nt
Organism: Lycium barbarum (goji berry)
Lineage: Eukaryota; Viridiplantae; Streptophyta; Magnoliopsida; Solanales; Solanaceae
Exons: 1
Coding region: 1-513 (170 amino acids)
Source: RefSeq, a predicted model, not a curated record